This is a messenger RNA of Haemorhous mexicanus (house finch), 828 nucleotides long. RefSeq names its product ribosomal RNA processing 36 (gene RRP36). Gene Ontology annotation, biological process: maturation of SSU-rRNA from tricistronic rRNA transcript (SSU-rRNA, 5.8S rRNA, LSU-rRNA). The coding region runs from base 1 to 828 and encodes 275 amino acids. The record is from RefSeq and is a predicted model, not a curated record. The transcript has 7 exons. NCBI's taxonomy places the organism in Eukaryota, Metazoa, Chordata, Aves, Passeriformes, Fringillidae. Gene Ontology annotation, cellular component: 90S preribosome; nucleolus.
AUGGGGCCGCGCCGUGAUGGGCCGGGACGGGGACGAGGACGAGCCGCCGCCGGCGUCGCCACAGAGAGCGAGGACGAGGCGGCCGCGGAGCAGCUGCUCGGGGGGCUGGAGCCGGCGGAGGAGAGCUCUGGCUCCAGCGACGAGAGCGACGACGGCGGGAGCGUGGUGGGGGCUGGCGGGAAAGAUCAGUCUGACAUGUCUUUUGAGGAACUCCUGAGGGUGCAGAGUGAUGCAAGGACAAGAGUGAGCAGGAAGGUGCCCGGUGGGAAGAAAACUGCAAAGCCUACCAAAGCUACACUGAAGCAGCAACAAGGCAAAAAGGGGCCAUUGGAGAUGUCAGCCAAGAAGCCUGUACCUUUCCUGCGACAAGUUGUCCCUGUUAGGAAGAAGGUCCAGAGAGACCCUCGAUUUGAUGACCUGUCUGGAGAGUAUAAGCCUGAAAUAUUUAUGAAGACAUACAGCUUCCUGGACAGCAUCAAGAAGCAGGAGAAGGAGAUGGUUCAGAAGCAGCUGAAGAAAUGCCGGAACAUGGAAAAGAAGGAGAAACUUCAGCGGCUCCUGAACCGUAUGACACAGCAGGAACAGGCACAGAAAAAACAGCAGAAGUUGAGAGAGAGGGAGCUGUCUUUGAAAAGACAACAGAGGGAAUUGGCCAAGCAGGGAAAGAAACCCUUCUUCCUAAAGAAAUCUGAGAAGCGGAAAUUGGAGCUAGCUGAGAAGUAUGCAGAGCUGAAGAGGAGUGGAAAGCUGGAGAGCUUCCUGAACAAGAAGAGGAAGAGGAAUGCCAUCAAAGACAAGCGCCAUCUGCCCUCACAGAAGAACUUGUGA